Molecule: messenger RNA, 1548 nt
Organism: Aplysia californica (California sea hare)
Lineage: Eukaryota; Metazoa; Mollusca; Gastropoda; Aplysiida; Aplysiidae
Exons: 2
Coding region: 1-1548 (515 amino acids)
Source: RefSeq, a predicted model, not a curated record
AUGUGGAGACGUUCCCUACAGGAUGUGAAAGUCAGAAGAGGAGCAGAUGUCGGCAGCGAUCAUCAUUUAGUGACGGCAAGAAUAAAACUCAAGCUGAAGAAAACAUUCAGCAGGGAGGCGACAAAGACACGACUUAAUGUUCACAAGCUCAGUGAUGGCAAUGUGAGAUCUGCCUUCCGACUAGAACUAAAGAAUCGAUUUCAAACUCUCCAAGACCAGGAAGAAACCACCCCUAAUACAGAUGAAGUCAAUACCCAAUGGAAGCAUCAUAUUGUUGAGGCCUACACAGAGAGCAGUAAGACAUGUCUUGGUGUCAAGAAAAAGAAUGCAAGCAAAGAAUGGAUACAGCAAGGAACUUGGAAUACUAUUGAAGACCGGAGAGAAAUCAAGAAAAGACAGCUUGCAGCUAAGUCGAUACGGCUACAAGAGAAGUACGCAGAGGAUUACAAGGAAGCUUGCCAGAAAGUUAAAAGACUGGUCAGGAAGGACAAAAGAGAAGCCAUGGAAAAGUUGGCAACUGAGGCAGAGGAGGCAGCUGCUAAAGGUGAACAAGGCAACGUAUACAAGAUCACAAGAAUAAUAUGUGGCAAGUUCCACGGUGGAAUGAGUGGACCAAUCAAAGACAAGGCUGACAAGCUGUUGACAAUCGAGAAGGAACAAGAAGCACGCUGGACAGAACACUUCAGGGAAGUCCUAAACAAACCACAAUCUGAGGACACCCCAGACAUACAGGAAGCUACCUUGGAUCUGGAUAUCAGCUCUGACCCACCACAGAAACACGAGAUUAUAAAAGCUGUUAAGAGCCUGAAAUCAAGAAAAUCUCCAGGAAUGGACAACCGGAAUGCUGAAUUGUUUAAAGUAGACCCUGAACUGACUGCCACCAUUCUUCAGCCACUAUUCAAAACCAUAUGGGAGGGAGAGCAGAUUCCCGGGGACAGGUGCACUGGAGUCAUUUUUAAAGUACCAAAGAAAGGAGCUCUUAGAGACUGCAACAACUGGAGAGGUAUCACGUUGCUGUCAGUUCCCAGCAAGACCCUGGCUAAGAUUAUUAUUAACCACAUGUCGGAUGCCGUGGACAGCUGCUUAAGAAAAGAACAGAAUGCAAGCAAAGAAUGGAUACAGCAAGGAACUUGGAAUACUAUUGAAGAACGGAGAGAAAUCAAGAAAAGACAGCUUGCAGCUAAGUCGAUACGGUUACAGGAGAAAUACGCAGAGGAUUAUAAGGAAGCUUGCCAGAAAGUUAAAAGACUGGUCAGGAAGGACAAAAGAGAAGCCACGGAAAAGUUGGCAACUGAGGCAGAGGAGGCAGCUGCUAAAGGUGAACAAGGCAACGUAUACAAGAUCACAAGAAUAAUAUGUGGCAAGCACCACAGCGGAAUGAGUGGCAAGCUGCUGAUAAUCGAGAAGGAACAAGAAGCACGCUGGACAGAACACUUCAGGGCAGUCCUAAACCAACCUCCACCUGAGGACACCCCUGACAUACAGGAAGCUACCUUGGAUCUAGAUAUCAGCUCUGACCCACCACAGAAACACGAGAUUGUAAAUUAA